UGUUUUUACGCUCGAUUGUUUUACUGUUUCGCAUGGAAUCACGAUCAUCAUCUCACAGUCAUUCCACCCAGCCCCCAUUCAGGCCUGUCUCGCACUCUCAACUAUCUUCGACUGUUUCGUCCCGGCGUCUCAGCGUCCUACCUGUCAACCUGUCGCUCCUCCAUCGACCUGUCAAGGGUCUGCUCCAGUACUCGUUGGCCGAGCUCCUUCGGCUCCGCUUCCAAUGGCUGGGCCCUCCUCCUGCUCUACACCGGCUCCCGGACAUCGUUCGCUUUCCUUCCCGGAAAUAUAUUCAUCGUGGGUCUCGUCGGGGCUUCUGCCUCAACCGAUCCAACACCAUCGUCUCCUUCUGGUCUUCCUCCCGUCGGCCAUCCAGAAACGCCGGCCGAUCCAUCGACCAUCGUGCGUUAGCCGGCUUGGCUAGGGCGGCUAACGGCCCCCGCAGCAGCGAGACUGCCGCCGUCAACUUCGGGCUACUUAACAUCCGUUCGCUUACUGGGAAGGGUAAUCUCAUUCAAGAUAUCCUCACGGACCGUAAGCUUGACAUUCUCUGCUUGAAUGAAACCUGGCAAACUCCCGGGGACUUCUCACAGUUGAACGAUUCCACUCCCCCGGGAUUUGUUUACAUUUCCAAGCCCCGCGAUUCUGGUCGCGGAGGAGUCUCGGUCACAACAGGGCUAAUCGCCAGCCUCGGAGCCCUUGGCAAAGUCACACUGAGGGAGGUCUUGCCACCAAACAAGGUGACCAUCAUGGAUCGGGAGAUGGCCAGCCAGUGA
Hippocampus zosterae (dwarf seahorse) is the source of this 776-nucleotide messenger RNA. RefSeq lists its product as uncharacterized. The coding region runs from base 33 to 776 and encodes 247 amino acids. The transcript has 2 exons. The record is from RefSeq and is a predicted model, not a curated record. NCBI's taxonomy places the organism in Eukaryota, Metazoa, Chordata, Actinopteri, Syngnathiformes, Syngnathidae.